AUGGCGCAUGCACCCUCCCUACUUUUUGCUUCGAUCUCAUCUCUUCCGUCGCUCUUAUAUCCAAGUAGUUCCGAGGACAGCUCAACUGCAAACAUCAAGACGAGGUCACCGAAGGAAGAUUAUCAAGACCUGCUGGAGUCUCCGACGACGAAUGCCAGUCAUUGGCCGCCUAUCUGUGAGCCUGUUGUCGGGAUAUACGCUGAUGUCAAUUUGCGCGAGGUCGCCACAAGACACGACCUCCCACAGCUCGCAAUUGACCCUGCGAUACUCAUAGGCGACUCGAAUUUCGCAAUCAAGACAGAGCAACCUGAGGUCGACACUCUUGCAGACGUGCUGCGGUCUACCACUGAUUGUUCUCCUGCUCUUGUCGCUCCGAGUGCGGUGCAGCUUGGAAGUCCCGACUUCUCCAAGGAAGCUAUUGACGCUAUAGUGGCUGUCCUCUCUCGCAAGCGCGAGGAAGACGCUGCGGAAGAGCCAAAUUCCAUUGCGCAGAUGUCUGCUCUAUCUGUUGCGCAACCUCAAUCUUUGAUCUUGACACCGGUAGUGGGCUUGCCCCAACCAAUGAACGCCCCAUUCGGUGAAAUUCUCGUUGUUCCACCACCACCGCCAUUGUUCACUGCUCAAGGCUUUGUACCGACCCAGCAUGAUGGCCGCGUACCUUUAGGAGAGAUAUUCGUACCCCAGGUCCAAGCCACACCUCCUCAACCAAAUGCUCAGACCGUCGACCACGGAAGUCCGGUGCUCAAUGCACACCUAGGAAUUGAGCUAGAUGAUCUUCGCCAGCGCGCCGACGGCUUCAGGGCACGUAAUCCUGGACGCGAUAUUGACAAGAACUGGCUGCAGUGUUUUGCUGGGCGGCUCUCUUCGCGUGGCGAAUUGAUUGACGACUAUCGGUGCUAUGUCAAUGGGUGUUCCCAGACUAAUAGGAGGAGAGACCAUAUCCUCGUCCAUGUCGGCUCACAUGUGGAGUAUCGGCCAUUUACGUGCAGCCAUUGCGGAAUGCGCUUCUUGCGCAAGAACGAAUGCAAGAGGCAUGAGUCGAGUCAUGGAGGACUGAAACCAUAUCAUUGCGAGUUGUGUGGACAAGGUCGUAGCUUCGUGCGACAGGAUCUCCUGAAGAGACAUAUGCGCGUGACACACGGUGUGCAGUCAGCCCCGGCGGACCGGCGCAAACGGCUGAAAGUGGAGGAGGGCGGGUACUGGCCGUAG
Laetiporus sulphureus 93-53 is the source of this 1209-nucleotide messenger RNA. RefSeq lists its product as uncharacterized. NCBI's taxonomy places the organism in Eukaryota, Fungi, Basidiomycota, Agaricomycetes, Polyporales, Laetiporaceae. The transcript has 2 exons. The record is from RefSeq and is a predicted model, not a curated record. The coding region runs from base 1 to 1209 and encodes 402 amino acids. Gene Ontology annotation, biological process: regulation of transcription by RNA polymerase II. Gene Ontology annotation, molecular function: DNA-binding transcription factor activity; RNA polymerase II cis-regulatory region sequence-specific DNA binding.